UGCAAGGGUUGAGAAAUUAGGUGUGCGACUGUCUUUAACAAUGACGGGUUAUGCCCAUUUCAGUUUUUUAAUUUAGUACGUUUGUUAGUUUAUCGCCACUUACACACGGUGGUCACUAAGCACCCAGGCACCACAGCGAUCUUGUUUGCGACCAAGCCCCGUCUUCUGGGUGAUGCUGAGACUUCCGGAGCCCUGUGUGCCUGUGCAGCGAGGCCCUCGACGACGCUGAGCCAGGCUGGGGUUCUGCCCUCCCGCUGCUGCACCCUGAGCUCUCUGAAGAGCCACUCGGUCUCCGUGUAUGUCUCGUUUAUAAAUCGGAGUUGGACUCGAUAUUUGAAGUUUGCGACAGCUAAAUUCCAAAAUUUAAUGGAGUUACAGGAUUUAAAAGGUGGAAGAUUGAAAGAAAUGUGUGUGAUGUGGUGAUAGAAUUCCUCACAACCCACACCACAGCUCUUCCUGAUUCAGCAUGUUAAGAAACAAGGACCAUUCAUCACAAAAAGAUAACUUAGCAGUCACUGCAGUUGCUUUACAAGAUCACAUUUUACAUGAUCUUCAUCUUGGGAAUCUUUCAGUAGCUGGUCAUCCUAAGACAAAGGUACAAAAGAAAGAGAACAGAUCAGAGUCUCUAAAAAGAGAUGCAAAAGCACUGAUAGAUACUGGACUUAAAAAAACUCCAAAGGACUCCAAAGUAGAAGAUCCAGAAAAGGAAUAUGUCCUUGAUCCCACACCACCACCAUUAACUUUAGCACAGAAGCUGGGCCUCUUUGCACCUCCCCCACCACCACUGUCACCAGCUGAGUGGGAGAGAGUGAAGCAGAGGUCCGUCCUGCAUGGUGACUCCGAGCUGCCGUGCCCCAUAUGCAAAGAAGACUUCAAGCUCCACCCACAGCAACAGCACAGCUUCCUUCCCAGCACGCAGCAGGCCCUGCUGGCAGGUGCCCCUGACCGGACCCUCUGUCUCCCGCAGGUGCUGCUGUCUUGCUCCCACGUGUUCCACAGGGCAUGCCUUCAGGCUUUUGAAAAGUUCACAAAUAAGAAAACCUGUCCUCUCUGUAGAAGGAACCAGUAUCAAACCCGGGUGAUCCAUGAUGGAGCCCGCCUGUUCAGAGCCAAGUGUGCCGCCAGAAUCCAAGCCUGCUGGAGAGGAUACAUUGUUAGAAAGUGGUACCAAGGCCUGAGAAAAGCUAUACCUCCCACUGAUGCCAAGCUACGGAAGAAAUUCUUUGAAGAAAAGUUCCUAGAGAUCAGUCACUGCAUACUGUGUUCCUACAACACCAACGUAGAAGAACUCUUUGCAGAAAUUGACCACUGCCUGGCCAUAAAUCGAAGCAUUCGUCAGCAGUUGGAUGAAAAGUGUGGCCAUGAGCUCACAGACGAAGACUGGGAGAAAAUCCAAGUGCAGGCUGCUCACCGUGAGAUCUCCGAGUGCUCCAUCUGCCUGACCCCACUCUGGCUGCAGGGGAACAGCCGGCAUCCCAGAGCCACAGUCCUGCUGUCCUGUGCACAUCUGUUCCACCACACCUGUCUCCUGGCUUUGGAGGAGUUCUCGCAGGGAGACAGCUGUCCUCUCCACACCUGUCCUCUCUGCCGUGCCUGCUAUCAAAAGAAAAUCCUUGAGUGUUGAAUUUAUGCUCAGGAAAACUGGCAUAAUUCUGAGGGAAAAAGCUUACCUGAAUUUUGGAUGAACUGUGUGGGUUUGGAGUUAAGUCCCACCUGUGUUCUGUUCUCCAGAGAAACGUGUCUCAGCAAGUAUAUCGUAUAUAGGAAAUGGAACCAUAUUUUAAAAGCUGAAAACCAACCUAUCUAGUUUUAGUCAUUAGUCUAUGUGUAUAAAAAAACAAAAACAAG
This is a messenger RNA of Heterocephalus glaber (naked mole-rat), 1848 nucleotides long. RefSeq names its product ring finger protein 32 (gene Rnf32). The record is from RefSeq and is a predicted model, not a curated record. Lineage: Eukaryota; Metazoa; Chordata; Mammalia; Rodentia; Bathyergidae. Gene Ontology annotation, molecular function: protein binding.